Eruca vesicaria subsp. sativa (arugula) is the source of this 447-nucleotide messenger RNA. Lineage: Eukaryota; Viridiplantae; Streptophyta; Magnoliopsida; Brassicales; Brassicaceae. The record is from the annotation of a GenBank genome assembly.
AUGGUGGUUUCUCUUCCGAACUCGUUUCUCCAGAUCAAUGCAUGUCCUCCUUCUCUCCUUAUCAAAAAGCCGGUUAAGGCGACAGCAUCGGUUUACGCGAACCGAGGAAGUAAACCGGCGGGAAGCAACACUUCGGUGGUUCAAAUAACGUGCAGGAAGAAGGAAUUGCACCCAGAGUUUCACGAGGACGCCAAGGUUUACUGCAACGGAGAGCUCGUGAUGACGACCGGAGGGACUAAGAAAGAGUACGUCGUUGAUGUUUGGUCUGGCAACCAUCCGUUUUACCUCGGGAACAGGUCUGCUUUGAUGGUUGAUGCUGAUCAAGUUGAGAAGUUCCGUAAGAGGUUCGCUGGGUUGUCGGAGAUUAUGGAGAUUCCGGUUUUGAAAGGAGAGAUUGUGUUGCCUACGAAGAAAAGCAAAGGUGCUGGUAAAGGGAAGAAGAAAUGA